GGAUUAUUCAUUGUUCUCAUUACGCUCUCCACAUACUUCCUCUGUUUCCAAGGUAUUAAGUCACGAGCGAGUGUGGGCUUGCUCGUCGUGACUAUGAUCAUGUUUGCCACCUCUUCCACGUACUUGGGCCUCAGCUUGGCCAAUGCCUUAUUGAACUCCCAAAUUAAUCUGUACGCGGCCAUACAGAGUGCCACGGACGUACAACUUUCAAUCUAUCAUAAACUCAUCCAAAUGCUAGUGUUACCGCGACUACAGAACGCACAGAAUUUCUUGCCUGUCAUCAACUAUGUCCUCAGUGAUGCGAUCGUCAUUUGGAGAGCUUGGGUUUUAUGGGAACAUAACCUUCGAGUCUUAGCCGCCCCAAUAGUUCUACUAAUUGGAACCACUGGUGCGGCAUUAGCUAGCGCGGCUUUCGAAGUCAAGUUGGCUGCUGAUGGAUACCACACAACUGCGGCUUCGGGUAAUCUCACGUCCCUUGGCAACCUCCAAUAUGCUGUCUGGUUCAUGACACUGGCCACAAACCUCGUUGCCACAGUGCUCAUUUCAAUCAAAGCGUGGCAACAUCGACAGGUUUUGAGAGCUACCAUGGGCGCAGGGAAUGGAAGCACGAUGGCGGAAAGGAUGAUGGCCCUUCUCGUUGAGUCUGGCGCUCUCUACUGUGUGAUCUGGGCAAUCUUCAUACUGGCUAACUUCGAUUUCUUCGGCCAAAUUGGCAAUGAUAUCACUAGAGCUAUUAUGGUACAAGUCACGGGUAUAUACCCUACAGUGAUCGUUGUCUUGGUCGCCCUCCGGCGAACAGCCUGGGAUGUGAACUACACCAACGACGAUACAAUUCCAUCCAAAACACACGUCGUUAUCAAGUUCCCCUCUUCUGAUAGCAGUCGUUCUUUUAAACGGAGCAAAGCAUCGAUCAAGCCCAAUGGGGAGGUGUGA
Molecule: messenger RNA, 933 nt
Organism: Heterobasidion irregulare TC 32-1
Lineage: Eukaryota; Fungi; Basidiomycota; Agaricomycetes; Russulales; Bondarzewiaceae
Exons: 7
Source: RefSeq, a predicted model, not a curated record